CGAAGCCAGUAGUCGACCUAACUCUUUCCGAUUCAGGCCGAGACUCGAGUGUGGCGCUGGGAUCGUGCGGUGGUGCUCUCGGCUCGCUCGACAUCCGGACAACUCCGCCGCCAUUAUGGUGAAGCUCGCCAAGAACGUUAAAACCCAGCCUAAACAGAAAAAAAUGGCUCCCCCACCUCCGAAGGAAGUGGACGACAGCGAAGAAGAGGAUUCUUCAGAGGAGGAGGAGGAAGAGAGCAGCGAGGAGGAGGCGAUGAUCCCGCUGAAGAAAGCAGUCCCUCCAGCAAAAGCCGCAAACAAAAAGGCCGCUACCCCGGCAAAGAAGGCAGCGACCCCAGCGAAGAAGGGAGUCGUAACCCCGGCUAAAAAGGUCGCUGUUACUCCAGCGAAGAAGACACCAAUCCCUGGCAAAGGAGCAAAAAACGGGAAGAACGCGAAGAAAGAAGAGAGUGAUGAGGAGGAAGAGGAGGUCGAUGACGAGGAGGAGGAAGAUAGCGAAGAGGAGGAAGACGAGUCCGAGACAGAGCCUCCAGUGCCAGUGAAGAAGCCGGCAGCCCAGGCCGCAGCCAAGAAACCCGCAGCCCAGGCAGCGGCCAAGAAACCCACAGCCCAGGCCGCGGCCAAGAAACAGGAUUCGGAAGACGAGGAAGAUGACGAAGAGGAUGAGGAAGACGAGGAAGAAGACGACUCCGAAGAGGAGGCCAUGGAUACCACCCCAGCCAAAGGGAAGAAAGCCGUUCUGGCAAAGGCCGCCCCGGUCAAAGCUCCCGCAGCUGAGUCUGAGGACGAGGAAGAUGAAGAAGACGACGACGAGGAAGAUGAUGAAGAGGAGGAGGAAGAGGAAGAGUCUGUACAAGAAACACCUGGAAAGCGGAAGAAGGAAAUGGCCAAACAGAAAGGCACCCCAGAUGCCAAGAAGAAGAAAACUGAAGAAACCGCCUUCUCCCUCUUCAUGGGCAAUCUGAACUCCAACAAGGACUUUGAAGAAAUGAAGGCCGCCAUCAGGGACUUCUUUGCCAAAAAGGACCUGCAAGUCCAAGAAAUCAGGAUUGGCAACUCAAAGAAGUUCGGCUACGUGGACUUCUCCUCCGAAGCCGAGCUGGACAAAGCGUUGAAGUUGAACGGGAAGAAAUUAAUGGGCUUGGAAAUGAAACUGGAAAAGGCCAAGAGUAAAGAGAGUCUGACUCAGAACAAGAAAGAGAGGGAUGCAAGAACCAUCUUUGUGAAGAACCUCGCUUACAGCGUAACCCAAGAGGACCUGCAGGAAGUGUUUGAGAACGCCAUGGAAAUCAGGCUGGUGUCCAAAGACGGGAGCAGCAAAGGGAUCGCCUACAUUGAGUUUAAAUCUGAAGCCGACGCCGAGAAAGCGAUGGAGAAGCAAGGGAUGGAGCUCGAGGGCCGUUCCAUCGUCCUCGACUACACAGGAGAGAAGAGCCAGCUGGACGGCAGGAAAGGCGGAGAGUCCAGAACCCUCGUCGUGAACAACCUGUCCUACGAUGCAACAGAGGAUGCUCUCCAGGAGGUGUUUGAUAAGGCGUUGGCCAUCAGGAUUCCACAGAACAACCAAGGAAGGCCUAAAGGGUACGCUUUCAUAGAGUUCACCACAGUCGAAGAAGCCAAAGAAGCCUUCACUUCCCACAACAACACAGAGAUCGAAGGUCGAACAAUCAGGCUGGAGUUUAGCACACCGGCGGGCCAAAACAGGAGCUUCAACGCCAGAGGGGGAUUUGGUCAGCAAAGCAAAACACUCUUUGUCAAAGGCCUAUCUGAGGACACCACAGAAGAAACACUGCGAGAGUCCUUUGACGGCUCCAUUGGUGCAAGAAUAGUCACAGACAGAGACACGGGCUCCUCCAAAGGGUUCGGCUUUGUGGACUUCAGCUCCCCUGAAGACGCCAAGGCGGCAAAGGAAGCCAUGGAGGACGGGGAAAUCGAUGGCAACAAAGUGACCCUCGACUUCGCCAAGCCUAAGGGCGACGGGCCCCGCGGUGGUGGCGGUGGCUUCGGCCGCGGAGGAAGAGGCGGGCGAGGCGGCAGAGGGGGCUUUGGCGGCCGGGGUGGGAGAGGCUUUGGAGGCCGAGGAGGCGGUUUCCGAGGAGGCAGAGGGGGCGGCGGCGACCACAGGCCACAAGGCAAAAAGAUAAAAUUCGACGACUGAGUCGGCUCGUUGCGUCUGAAAGGACUCUGGGGUUUUUAAAUUCUGUCACCACGCAAUGACGGAGCCUUUUGAGGACAUUCCAAGAUGCAUUUGCAGUCCCUCGAUUAAGAGCUACUGGGGGUGGGUGGGGGGAGAAUAUCCUUUCAACGAAGAAACAGCCAUUCGACUGCCUGGCCACAAAUAUGAACUUUUUUUAAGAAAAGCAACAAGAGAUGUUGGGAGUUGACCCGUGUCAGUGCAUUGUCCCGAAUUUAUAACGUUUCCCCCCCCCAUGUAAAAAAAGAUAGCUUCCUUAUACAUUUCUGUAGUUCCUCCUCCUUGUUUAUUCCUUGCUGUAAAAAUGCAAAAAAUGUUUUAUCACUUGUCUUGGCACACUGUCUUGGACAGAUUAAAGGGCCUAAAUGGA
This is a messenger RNA of Gekko japonicus, 2564 nucleotides long. RefSeq names its product nucleolin (gene NUCLEOLIN). The coding region runs from base 116 to 2158 and encodes 680 amino acids. Lineage: Eukaryota; Metazoa; Chordata; Lepidosauria; Squamata; Gekkonidae. The record is from RefSeq and is a predicted model, not a curated record. Gene Ontology annotation, molecular function: RNA binding. The transcript has 15 exons.